CCGACUUUGGGCCGACUUCACACCGCGAGCUGCGAUAAAAUCCGAUGACUAAAGCAUCCAACGCCUCUGGACUUUCUCCAUUGGGCGAAAUCAUCCGGCCGCGGCCCGUGCCCACCAAUCGGAGCCCGUUCUUUGUCAGCCCAGGAUGAGUCAGCCAGGGCUCCCCGCCUCGAUUGAUUUUCACCGGUCCCCCCGACGGGCCCAUUUAUCUUCUACUAAUCUUCAAUUCAUCCAUCUCUCUCCCUAUUUUCCACCUUCCCUCCAACUACAGUUGUCUUGUUGGGGUAUCAAUUCACAUCACCAUGGAGGCAAUGCUUCAGCAGUCGCGGGCCAUGUGCCCCUUCCUCAAGCGCACCGCUCCCACUACCCUGCGCACUCUCUCGACCGCCACUCGUCCCAGCACCGGCGGAGGUACCAUGUCCAACCUCCAGGUUCUGGCUCGUCGCUGCCCCGUCAUGAGCAAAGCUCUGGCUGUGCAGUCCGCCCGUAUGUGUGGUACCAAGCGCUUCACCUCGAGUGCCGCCGGCAUUCCUGCCGUGAAGCCUUUGCGCCCUCCUACCGGCAAGCGUGCGUUGCACACGACCGGGGGCCAUCCCGCUAGCCUUGCCCCCGGCACCUACGAGAAGAACGAACAAGUUCAUCCCAACAUUGCCAACGGCCUGCGGCCCACUCCCGCCACCGAAGCCGCGGUCCGCGGUCCUCGCCCUGCCGCUCCGAUCACCUCCCGUUUCGACUAUGAUGCUUUCUAUAAUGGCGAGUUGGAGAAGAAGCACAAGGACAAGUCGUACCGCUACUUCAACAACAUCAACCGUCUGGCUAAGGAGUUCCCCCGUGCUCACACUGCCUCGGCUGAGGAGCGCGUGACCGUCUGGUGCUCCAAUGACUACCUCGGUAUGGGUCGCAACCCACAGGUUCUGGAAUCGAUGCACCGCACUCUCGACACCUAUGGUGCCGGUGCUGGUGGUACUCGUAACAUCUCCGGCCACAACAAGCAUGCCGUCGCGCUGGAGGACACUCUAGCCAAGUUGCACGGAAAGGAGGGUGCAUUGGUCUUCAGUUCGUGCUUCGUUGCCAAUGACGCUACGCUGGCGACUCUUGGAAGCAAGAUGCCCGACUGUGUGAUUCUAUCGGACAGCCUGAACCACGCUUCUAUGAUUCAGGGUAUUCGUCACUCCGGUGCGAAGAAGAUGGUCUUCAAGCAUAAUGACCUGGAGGACCUGGAAGCCAAAUUGGCAUCCCUUCCUCUCAAUGUUCCCAAGAUCAUCGCGUUCGAGUCUGUUUAUAGCAUGUGCGGAUCCAUCGCCCCCAUCGAAGCGAUCUGUGAUCUUGCCGACAAGUACGGUGCGAUUACCUUCCUGGACGAAGUCCACGCCGUCGGAAUGUAUGGCCCCCACGGUGCUGGUGUGGCCGAGCACCUUGACUACGAUGUCUAUGCCUCGCAAGACACCGCCAACCCUAAGAGCACCAAGGGCACCGUCAUGGACCGCAUUGAUAUCAUUACUGGUACCCUGGGCAAGGCGUAUGGCUGUGUUGGUGGUUACAUUGCCGGCUCUGCCAAAUUGGUGGACACUGUCCGUUCGCUCGCUCCGGGAUUCAUUUUCACCACUUCGCUGCCUCCUGCGACCAUGGCUGGUGCCGACACCGCCAUUCAGUAUCAGGCGGAGCAGCCCCGUGACCGGGUCCUUCAGCAGCUGCACACUCGUGCUGUCAAGUCUGCUCUGAAGGAGCUUGAUAUCCCCGUCAUCCCCAACCCCUCGCAUAUCGUCCCUCUCCUAGUCGGUGAUGCCGAGCUGGCCAAGCGCGCCUCGGACAAGCUUCUCGAGGAGCACGGUAUCUACGUUCAGGCCAUCAACUACCCCACUGUCCCCCGCGGUGAGGAACGCCUGCGUAUUACCCCGACCCCCGGCCACGUCAAGCCCCUGCGCGAUCACCUCGUCCAGGCUGUGCAAGCCGUCUGGAACGAUCUUGGCAUCAAGCGUGCCAGCGACUGGCAGAGUAUCGGUGGUUUUGUCGGCGUCGGUGUUGAAGGCGCCGAGGCCGCUAACCAGCCCAUCUGGGAAAACUCUCAGCUUGGUGUGGAUGCCUCGGAGCCUCUUGAGUCUGCUAUCGCUCGCGAAUUGACUGCGGAGGCCGCCGAGAAGGCUGCUUUCCCUGCCAUGAAGGCCGCUACCCCCUUGGGCAGCAAUGUGCACCCUGCGAUCGCCUCUACUCCCGUCGGCGUUGCCGCUUAAGCUCUCUCUUUUGAGUCUUCUUUUCGGGUCUUUGUGGCGAUCGACUUGUUGCGGUUGCCUAUCCACUCUUUUGAAUAAUAUCAUAACAACAUAUCCUGCAGGAGAUGGCUUUUGCAUCUGCUAAAAUAAACAAAUUUUUUUAUUUUUUUUUUUUCUUUUUCUUUUUGCCCCCAUGAUCACCAUUGUUUAUACUCUUGUCUUUGGUUCUUUCUGUUCGGCUUGGCUGGUACUGCAUCGGCAUUUCCAUCCAGUCUUGCAUUUUGAAUACUUGUUCAUGUGGCAUUAUGCCCUUUAUUUUUAGGGGAUCAUUUUGUGUUUAUGUACACAGAUCGGAUGUCACUGGGACGGUGACGGAGCGAUGGCAAUAUAACUGGGUUCUUGGGGAGAACUUUUCUUUGGCCUUUUGUAGAAAUGUAGUCAUGGUAGCUUUCUUUGAUGGAGGUGAGCUCACGGGCUACCUCAGGAUACAAU
Penicillium brasilianum is the source of this 2702-nucleotide messenger RNA. NCBI's taxonomy places the organism in Eukaryota, Fungi, Ascomycota, Eurotiomycetes, Eurotiales, Aspergillaceae. The record is from the annotation of a GenBank genome assembly.